This is a messenger RNA of Bactrocera dorsalis (oriental fruit fly), 1488 nucleotides long. RefSeq names its product sodium-coupled monocarboxylate transporter 1-like. NCBI's taxonomy places the organism in Eukaryota, Metazoa, Arthropoda, Insecta, Diptera, Tephritidae. The record is from RefSeq and is a predicted model, not a curated record. Gene Ontology annotation, molecular function: symporter activity. Bases 1103 to 1465 code for a protein of 120 amino acids. Gene Ontology annotation, cellular component: membrane. Gene Ontology annotation, biological process: sodium ion transport; transmembrane transport. The transcript has 5 exons.
AGUCGAAUCCGAACCUUCGACGCUGCCGCAAGUUAACUGCGCUGUGCUUUUGGUGCUGCUGGCUAUUGCAUUAUUGUUAAUUUUCGAUUUUUUUUUGCUCACAAAGUAUAGACCGAAUCUCGUUAGCACGCUUGAAACGCCGUGUACGCUGCACGCUUCGGUCAGAUCGCAAAUUGUAACAACACUGAGCGGUUAGCUAGUGUGAAAUGCUGCGCGACGUAACUCCAACGCAACCAAAACGGAAAAUUUUUCGAAAAUAAAAAUAAUAUUGAUGUUUAUAAUUGAAUUGUGUGCCGCAGAGAUAACUUUGGCAGAGUGAAUUUAAUCAAAAUGUCGAGCAUAUAUAAUUCAAGCUUUUGAUUUACAUGCGAAAUAGAAAUAAAUAGAAAAUAAUAAAAAAAAACAAUUAAAUGCUGAUCAAAAAGAGAUAACUGUGAAUUUGACAAACGCAUAUGCCAAUAUGUAUGUGUAUUUAAUUAAAGCAUAGAAAACAGUUGAAAUUGUAUAGCAGCAAAAAAAACAACAAAAAAGAAUUUACCAAAAGUGAGGUUAUAUUACCACUGAAACUAUUACAUCUAAAUAUAUGAAAACUCGCGAAACUGAAAUAUACGGAAAUAAUAAACGGAACGGAUUUUUAUAUUGCGUAACAACAACGUGUGCGCGCAAACUAGUUGAGCUAAUUAAGGUGAUGCCACUGGCUAAUUGAGAGGCGGAGAAUCUCACACUUUUUAUAUCACGAAUAAUACAAUAACAAAAAAUAAUUAAAUUAUUUUGCAACAAAGCAAGCAACAAAAACAAAAACCAAAUACAAAACAAGUUUAAAUCAAACGCCAAAAUAAUAAGUGGCAGAGUGCUAAGGGAAACCACCGACGAAAACACAUAAAUAUAUACAAACAAGUAAACUCGCAUAACUUGAAGGAAAUUUAACAAACGCUCUAACCAACACACAUACCCAAAGGAAAGUGCUGAAGACAUAUUUAUGUAAUUAAGUACCAGAAGCAAGCAGAUCAGCGUUAAACAUUAUAUAACGGUUAAAAUUCCAAACGUGUCAAAGGUUUCUAUAAAUUUUCAACGCACAAAAUAAAUCAGAUUCAGACGCAAAAUGGCUAAAGAGCUGAAAUCACUUGGCUGGGACUACUUCAUGUUUGUGGUCUUCAUUUUGAUCACCAUAUUCGCACCGUUGUGGAAGCGUAUAUUUGGCAAGAAGAAGGAGCGCAGCAAAGCCGACUAUGUCUUUGCCACAGGCGGCAUUUCAAUUGUUGCCAUUAUGUUAUCAAUUGCACGCGGCACGCUGGGUGUACGCACCGUACUAGGUUAUCCCAGCGAGCUGUUUUAUCGUGGCUCGGCCAUGUGGGAGAACAUCUACGGCAUGGUCAGCGCUUAUCCCAUUGUGUGCUUCGUUUUUGUGCCAGUUUACUUUAAUUUGGGCAUAACGUCCGUCUACCAGUACAUAGAUUUAAGGUAAGUGUAUGUGCGGAAGCAUUUAUA